This is a messenger RNA of Ruditapes philippinarum (Manila clam), 643 nucleotides long. RefSeq lists its product as uncharacterized. NCBI's taxonomy places the organism in Eukaryota, Metazoa, Mollusca, Bivalvia, Venerida, Veneridae. The record is from RefSeq and is a predicted model, not a curated record.
CGUCAUCACCAUGGCAUAAACGUUUCCUUUAUAGUUGAUUAGCUUUAUGUAUAUAGAAAGUUAUCAGGAUUAUAAUUUGAUAAUUUAUUGUUAUAAAUCUAAAUUAAUUUGAAAUAGAUGAAGGUAGACAUGGACCUUCGGAUAGAAGAUCAUCUUAGGUGGCUAGACCCGGUACUUGUCCCCGAGAGAGAGAGUCAGAGUGUGGAAGAAAGUGUGAGAGAAAUUGAAAGUGUGGAAAGUGUGGAAAAAAUUGAGAUACCUAGAACAAGAAAUGAAAGGCCCAAAAUGACCUUCUGGUCAAGGUAUGAUCCUGUUAAACAGCCGCUAGGUAACACUGACCACUGGACUAAAAUGAAACAACGGGCUGUACAACACCAGUCGUUAGACAAUCCUGCCAGUCUUGGUGCACCAAUGACUCUAGAUCCAACCAUCACACGGGCGCCGUACCAACGAAAAAGCCAACUUUUAGACAUGACUUUUGACGAUUUCAUUGCAGACGGUUUACAGGGGGCGAUUCCGGGCAGUUACAUGUACACACGACCUAGAAACAGCGUGAGCCGGGAGUCGUGCAGAAGUGCUUUUAAUCAAAGAGCUCGACAGGGCUUCAGAUAUUGGCUUAUUGAAAGACCAAAACCCACCAGUU